Molecule: messenger RNA, 5502 nt
Organism: Brenthis ino (lesser marbled fritillary)
Lineage: Eukaryota; Metazoa; Arthropoda; Insecta; Lepidoptera; Nymphalidae
Source: the annotation of a GenBank genome assembly
AUGGGCUUGCGGGAAAGACGAGGAAUAUACAUAACCGUUAUAUUGAUUUCAUAUGGAAUAGCUGAUGUCGACACAAGUCUCCCAGUAGAUUUAGCGUCUGAGGAAAAAGCUCCACAACAAACGACUCUAUCAUCAACACUCACAUCGCUACAACCCACUACUGUUAACAUUUCUACCUCUUCAUACGCAACGGCCAUACCACCGAUACCGCCAAGUGAUAGAGAUCGAUUCCUAACUUUUGCGGAAUCUGGCCAUCAUCAGACGUUCAUGUUUGCUAAAGACAACACAUACAUACAAUUGGAUGGAGAUAUCAUACAAAGAUUUCAAUUGAGAUUGUGCCGAGAAAUAUCGUUUAAGUUUCGUACGAGACUUCCUCAUGGUCUGUUAGUGUAUCAUAAUGUUAAGAAUCCGGUUUUUAAAAUGCAACCGUAUGCAUUAUACGUCAUCGUGGAAAAGGGGGAGCUCAAAGUUGUACACGUAUUUGGGAAACAUUUGACAUCAGUAACAGUAGGUAGAGCGUUGAAUAGAGAUCAAUGGCAUAGUGUAGUAGUUACAAUAGACGUUCAUGGUGCAAGGCUCAUCGCUAAAGUGGACCAGCUGAAAGAAGAAGUUUAUUUAAAGGGCUUAAGUUUUGAUACAAAUUAUGGAAUAACUGAUAAUCUCACAUCCGUCAUUCUAAUUGGAGGUCUCAGUUCUGAAGAAAAACUACACGGUGUUAAAUACAUAAUCGAAUCAUUUGUGGGUUGUAUCAGUGAUAUGGUACUGAGUUCGGGGAAAGCCGCAUCGGACCUCUUACCUAUAGUCCCUCUAAUUGCGACCAAACAUGAAAAUGUUAAAGAGGGAUGUGUAAAUAAAUGUAAAACGAUGGAAAAUCUGUGUUUCGAAGGUUCUAGAUGUAUUAAUGAAUAUAACGGGUAUAGAUGUGACUGCUUCGGUACUUUGUAUGAAGAACAGCUUUGUGAUGUUUAUACGGCCACGAUAUUAACUCUGCGCGGCUCCAGCUACGUCUCGUACCGAGUGUACGAUUGGAAGGAUCGUGUACAUUCUACCAGUACUAGAGUUAGCUUACAUUUUCGGACGCGUUUCGACGAUUCCGCCUUAUUUUACGCGAGCGGUCAAAUAGACGACAAACACCAUUACAUCGCGCUUUCGAUACAUCAAGAAAAAGUAGCUAUACAAAUAGAUUUAGGGGACGGUUCCAUUGAAGAUUACUUGGGGAAUAGAGUAAAUAAUAAUAGAUGGCACAACAUAACAGUUAUUUUGCAAGAAAAAACCGUUUUCGUAUACCUCGAUGAUACGACCGCUACAUAUGAGAUUCCGGGAGACGCGAAAUUCGUUUGUAUUGAUCCUGAGAUAUAUAUUUGUGGUGGUCCGGAUUUACAUAAAAUGAAAGGGCUUAAGUCCUUCAAUAACUUCGCGGGAAAUUUAAAAUACGUUUAUUAUAACGAUGUAUCGAUUUUAUACGAAUUAAAACAGAAUAACCCUAAAGUUCAUUAUAUUGGGGUUUUGGAUCCUUUAUUCGAUGAAAUCGAUAUUGAAGUGAUACCAAUUACGUAUCCUUUUGCCACUUCCCAUAUAUGGUGGCCGUUGAAUGCGACUAAUAGUAUCAAUCUGAUUUUCGACUUUAAAACCAGUAAAAAUAUGGCGGUUUUGGCUUACAGCCAGAUUACAUCAGGACAAGGCUAUUGGGAGGUAAGAAUGGUAAAGGAAGAAAUACGUUUCGAGCUCGUACCAGAUGUAGGUAAAAACGUAACAGUGCUCAAAUCAGUGAAGUUUAACGUCAGCAACGAUUGGCAUAACGUCGAGUUAGAUUAUAGGAAGGGCAGGAUUAAAUUAACUGUUGACCAUCACAAUAAACAUGCGCAGAUGUUCGGAUUAGAUUUUCAAUUGCAAGAUAAAAUCGUCAUUGGUAGUGGAUUAAAAUCUGCCAAUUUAGGGUUAAUUGGAUGUAUGCGAAAUAUCAAAAUUAAUGGGCUUUUAAUUGAACCAAGAUUUGUAAUAAACACUGAACGUGUAGUAGGAGAAGUAGCGAUAGACGAUUGUAGUUACGUGGAUCCGUGCACGAGACCUAACACUUGCGAGCAUGGCGGCAUCUGCUCCAUUAGAGAGGACCGAGUUAUAUGUAAUUGUGAUAAUACAGGGUAUAUCGGGGAAAACUGUCACUUUGCGACUUUCCGUAAAACCUGCGAAGAAUUAGCCCUCCUCGGGUACACGCGCAACGACGUAUACUUGAUAGAUAUAGACGGCAACGGCAAGUUCCCUCCAGCACACGUCAAAUGCGAGUUCCAAAUAGAAGCCGAUUCAUCUACUACAGUUGUUGAACAUAACUUACCUAGCCAAGUGGACGUCCGCUCAGCGUCCGGUCAAGAUUUUAGCUUUAAAAUCAAAUAUAGAGAAUUCACAGCGGAAAUGCUUCAAGAACUGAUAUCGCAUUCGUUAUUUUGUCGCCAAUACAUUAAAUAUGACUGUAACAUGGCGCCUUUGGAGUUACACAGCGCUACGUGGUUCAUUUCAUCCUCUAACGACACUGUGGAUUACAUUGGAAAUGUGAAAAAAGGAUACUGUCCUUGUGGGGUAAACACGACUUGUGUGAAUCCAACGCAGUCUUGCAAUUGCGAUGCGAAUGAGAACAAAUGGCACUCAGACGAAGGCACGCUGGUCCAUCCUAAGAGUUUGGGGAUCACUGAAAUGUUCUUCCUACAGCAGAAAGACUUGACUGAAGAAGCUCAGGGUAGAAUCACUUUGGGGCCUUUAGAGUGUGUUGAAACAAACACACAGCGAUACGUGGUGACAUUCACGACGUCGCAGUCCUACAUCGAGGUGCCGGGGUGGCGCAAGGGCGACAUCGCCUUCAGCUUCCGCACCACCGGCACCAGCGCCAUCUUGCUGUUCCAGCCGCCGAUACGACCGAAUUACCCCUCCUUUAUGGUCGCCUUAACUAGCGAACACGAAUUGACAUUUAACUUCACACUCAACACGGGCACUACUAGGAAACUAGUGAUUAACUCCAAAAGGAAACUAAACGGCGGGGAGUGGCAUAAGAUAUGGAUAGAUUACAACUUCUACCACGUCAGGUUCAUGCUUAACACUGAAUAUCAGAUGCUAAAUUUGCUUCAAGAAGAGGAAUUUGGUCCGUUCGAAGGCUCCAUGUUUAUUGGUGGUGCUACUGCAGAGCAUCUCAAAAAGUCCACAGUACACCAAGGCCUUAUCGGUUGUUUCCGCGGUUUAGUUGUUAACGGGGAGAUUUUAGAUAUAUACAGCUACAUGUCUGUCCAUCUGUCCGAGAUUAUCAAAGACUGUAAACCUUCCUGUGUUCCCAAUCCAUGUCAGAAUAAGGCCACUUGUAAAGAGCUUUGGUCGUCUUACGAAUGUAUCUGUAAGAAUCCUUGGGCCCACUUAGGCGUGCAUUGCGAGGAGAACAUAAACGAGAAAGCCUUAACGUUCCAAACAAAAGAGGCAUAUCUCAAAAAAAACUAUUUAGUAGAUAACGCUACGGACGCAGAAAAGAUCAGAUUGAAGAAAAUGAUGGUUGAAAAUGUUCUUAUGAACUUGAGAACUUACGAUAACGACGCUUUAGUUUUAUACGCAAAUGAUAAUUUAAACAAUUUUAUACAUUUAUUCAUUCACAACGGUACAGAAAUAAUAUAUCUAUUCAACAAUGAAGAUGAAAUCGUUCAAAUGAACGUGACAUACGAGAAAAUAAAUAAAGGUGAAAGUGUACAGAUAGCGAUCAUAAGGACGGAAAACUCGACAACGUUACAUGUUAACGAUAAAAACACGACAAUCAAUAAAGUGGCCAAACUGCUGACCAAUUAUACGAAUAAGCCGUGGAGGAAUCCUGAAUUGGAGGUUAUUCGCCCUCAAAGACCGCCGGCCCCUCCCACAGAUUACUUUCAAAUGAAUUUAGGGGGUUACGACCCCUACUCCUUACAUUUAUCUCAUCGUGCUUCAAUACUACCGCAAGGGGGUUAUGUGGGCUGUGUGAGGGGUUUCAAGAUAGCUGACCACGUUGUGGAUUUAUCGAAAAAGGCACAGCAGAAUAUUGAACAAGAUUUAACAGGUGUUUUGCCGGAAUGUAAUAUGAAAUGUGAUUCGGAGCCUUGCAAGAACGGCGGGAUUUGUACAGAAGAUUUCACAAACCAAGAGAGCAGUUGUGAUUGCGAGCUUACGAGUUACUUUGGUGAAUAUUGUAUGGAAGAGAAAGGAGCUGAAUUCAAUGGAGAAAGCAUUUUGCAAAGGAAAUUUGUCUUAACUGGACCUAUAUUGAGGGUAAAAAUAAAACUGGCGUUUUCAAGUAAUGAUCUCAGACAAAAGAAUACCGUCCUGCUUUUGGUGCAAACUGAAAACAAGCGAAGCUAUUACUUACUGGUGGCUAUUACUCAAGAUGGAUACUUGAAGUUUGAAGAGGAUCGUGAGGACGCCGCAUAUGGAGCUGAAGUUAAGGAAAGAAACUUCUUGAAUGGUGCCCGUCAUACAGUUUAUUAUACAAGAAAAAACCAACAAGCGAAAUUGUUAAUAGAUAGAAUAGAAGUGCCCUUAGAGAAGUUGCCUCCACAAGGACUGUGGGAGGUUCUAGACGUCGGCUCUAAUGAAGUGCAGAUUGGCGGCCUUAAUACCACCGAUCCGAGACUGAAGAUAUACAAAGGAUAUAAUGGAUGUUUGUCCAACAUCCUGAUCGAACUGAAUACAUACACGAUGAAGCCGCUGGAGGAGUACAUGCUGUUCACGCGCUCCGGCGCCGAGGCGGUGAACGCGGUGAACGCGCCCGGCGUCCGCUCCGCGCAGUGCUCCAGCGACUUCGACGAGUACUCGCGCCGCGACCGCGACCGCGCCGCGCACAACGGCAGCUCCCUCGUUAGCGUGGAUAAGACUUGGGUAGAGGACCCUCCCUCGCGCGCGCCCUACGACUCGCUCCACACUGCGCCCGACGCGGAAGAAGAAAACACCGACAAGCUGUUCAUAUCUCUUAUAGUUAUAUUCCUGCUCGGGCUCUGCUAUACCGCAUCACAUAUGUGGAGAACGCAAAAGGCGUACAGAUUGAGAAUAGAAAAGGAAACAGACGAAAAUAUCUUGCGAAAUAAAGAGAAAGCGACAAAACUUCAAGAACCAUCUGUAUCUUUUCUACAGCUUAACAAAGAACUUGAAGAGAACAAAGAAAGCGAGAAAAAGUCAAACGGCGUCGUCAUAGACGCAGUCCCCACCGUCAUAAUAGAAACUGAAGAAAAACCUGUCAGCAGACGAGGAUCGCUGAGAUUUAGAGAUAUGGUAGACAAGGACAUUGCGUGGGAGCCUUUAGAAGAAAAGGACGAGACAUUAGAGAAUGAAGAAGAAGAAAAUGCGUCGUACGAAGAAACUGAAGAUGAACCAGAAUCAGAUGAUAAUAAUGCGGAUCCCAUUAAAAAUAAUCCUGCGAGCGAAACCAAUUCGAUUCAAAAAGAACUGCCAACACAACUUCCGUACAAGGUGGAUGAAGAAAAUCCUGUUGAAUUAACGUCUAGUGCA